CACAUCUUCCCUCUCAACGCUACUUCAACAAACGUGCCGGCACUACUCUCGCUCUUUCCUCCGCAACAGCUAGCUCAACUCAAGCCUACUCUGACUACCAUCUUCGAAAACAUGAGGCUCUUCACCUGCGUCGCUCUUCUCAGUGCUGCUGCCAUCCCUGGCUUCUCAGCACCCGUGUCUACGGGCUCUGUCUCGCGCCGUGGUCUGCUGGAUCUGGACCUUGGCCUGUGCCUCGACCUCAGUCUGCUUGGGCUUGUCAACCUCGACAUCAACAAGAGUGGCUGCUCGUCAAAGGGAACUGAGCAGAAGCCGAUCAAGGUCGACAAGGAAAUCUGCGGGCAGAUCAGAAACAACAAUGUAAACCCCGAUGACAUUUACGUCCAUUGCGAGCAGCACUGGAGCACCAGGGAGGCCGAGCAUGACAAUAACAACGGAUAUUACAAGAGCGAGACGGGGCCUACUGGUUACGGAAAUGCUGGUUACAAGUCCGUCGCCCCUGAGCACGAAAAUACCGGGUACAAGACUGUCGCUCCUGAGCACGAGAAUGCCGGGUACAAGACCGUCACCCCCAAGCAUGAGAACACGGGAUACAAGGCUGUGGUCCCCGAGUAUCACAGCAAGAAUGGUGCUGACUGCGACACAGCCCCCAAGCACGAGAACGCCGGAUACAAGGCCGUAGCACCUGCAUAUGUUGCAAACCCCGCCUACUAAACACCUAUGUUUCCAGAAUUCUUGCAUACACUUUCCUGGUGAAAGCGGCGCGCCGAUCGCAGCGGCUGUGCUUCCAAACUCUGCUUAAAUUCUAAUUAUCCUGCUAGCCAAGGAUAUGUGGUUUUACAGCAGUGUCAACAAUGAGAUACUUUGGUGAAGUAACAAACCAAUCCCCACCCAAUUCUUGGCACAUGCGGAAAGCGGGCUUGGCACUUG
Molecule: messenger RNA, 927 nt
Organism: Linderina pennispora
Lineage: Eukaryota; Fungi; Kickxellomycota; Kickxellomycetes; Kickxellales; Kickxellaceae
Exons: 1
Coding region: 112-711 (199 amino acids)
Source: RefSeq, a predicted model, not a curated record